Messenger RNA from Postia placenta MAD-698-R-SB12, 546 nucleotides. RefSeq lists its product as hypothetical. Lineage: Eukaryota; Fungi; Basidiomycota; Agaricomycetes; Polyporales; Adustoporiaceae. The record is from RefSeq and is a predicted model, not a curated record. The transcript has 4 exons. Gene Ontology annotation, cellular component: cytoplasm; prefoldin complex. Gene Ontology annotation, biological process: regulation of DNA-templated transcription; protein folding. Bases 1 to 468 code for a protein of 155 amino acids.
AUGGCCUCAACGUCCUCGCAGCCGCAGCAGAUUAAUGUGACGGAUUUAGACCUCCCGCAACUUGCAGAUGUGCGGCGGCAGCUCGAAGAGGAAUUGAGCCACCUUUCGAACUCGUUCGCUCAACUGCGUCAAGCUCAGGCGAAGUUCCGCGCAUGCAUUGACAACGUCGGCCAGGUGAAGCCGGAGAAUAAGGACAAGACGAUCUUGGUCCCGCUCACAAACUCAUUAUAUGUCCCGGGGAAGCUGAGUGACCAUGAGAACGUGAUUGUCGACGUUGGGACCGGUUACUACGUGAAAAAGUCCCGCGCGCAGGCCGCCAAGCACUAUGAGUCUAAGGUGGAAUAUAUCCGGACGAAUUUGGAGGCGUUGCAGGAGACAAUACAGAAGAAGCAGGACAACAUGAAUUACUUGGUUAAUGUAAUGCAAAUGAAACUGCAAGAGCAAGCCGGCAAGACUGCAAAGGCGUAGUAGUCCGACUGCCAGGAAUACCUGUACUUUUAGGUGUACUCGCGGUCGAAUCCGCACAUCAGCUGAUAUCAUCGCACC